Papilio xuthus (Asian swallowtail) is the source of this 709-nucleotide messenger RNA. It is a transcript of the gene MED21, whose product is annotated as mediator complex subunit 21. The record is from RefSeq and is a predicted model, not a curated record. Gene Ontology annotation, biological process: regulation of transcription by RNA polymerase II. Gene Ontology annotation, molecular function: transcription coregulator activity. Gene Ontology annotation, cellular component: mediator complex. The transcript is spliced from 3 exons. Bases 125 to 571 code for a protein of 148 amino acids. Lineage: Eukaryota; Metazoa; Arthropoda; Insecta; Lepidoptera; Papilionidae.
UCAACUUUGACAAAAUUCAAUCAAUUUUACUUUUCCACGGAACUUAUAUUUUGUAUCUAUUUUCUUUUCAAGGCAGGAAAAGUAGUUUUGCUGUAAUAUAAGUUGAUAGAAAUAAACUUUAACAAUGGCGGAUCGUCUCACACAAUUACAAGAUACGAUAAAUCAGCAAGCUGAACAUUUCUGCAACAGUAUUGGUAUACUUCAGCAGUUUUCAACACCAAGUAAAUUCCCUGGAUUCGACCGCAGUGGAUCGCAAACGCCACAGCAACAACAAAAUCAAGAAGACUAUGCUAUGCUCUUUGCAACGUUAAUUUCUCGAUGCGCAAAAGACAUUGAUACACUUAUAGAGUCUUUGCCAAGUGAAGAGAGUUCCACUGAGCUUCAAGUGCAAAGCCUAAGAAGAUUAGAAGCAGAAAAUAAGGAGGCAGCGGAACAGUUGGAAGAGGUUGUGCGCCAAGGAGAAAUACUACUGGAAAAGAUACAAGGAGCUCUGAGUGACAUUGCUCAGUGUCAACUUGAUAUGCAAAACCCAGCGUUAAUCCUCAAUAAAGAUGUGAAACCUCAGCUAUAGGAUAUGUGGAAGUAUGGAAGUAACCAUAAAUCAAAAAGAUAUGAUAAAAAAAGACUGUUUUAGAUAUACUCAAUGAUUUAGACUUCAUUAUUUCAUACAGUGCUAUUAAAAAGUGUGGUUUUUGUCUAUUACAAAAAA